AUGAAAACAAAAGAGCAAAAGUCUGCCCAGGAAGAAGGGCCAGACUUUCGUGCUGAGAUAAUGAGACAGAUAAGCGAGGUCCAAAACCAGGCUCAAGUACAGGUUGCCCAAUUGCAGAGUAAAAUUGAACAAAUUCUGAUGAAGUCCAAGCCUACAGUUAGAUCAAGUGGAAAGAGAUCAUCUAUUGGUGCUCACUCUUCCAUCAACCAAUGGCCUCCACAGCCUUCCGAAAUUUCAAUUCAAAAGAUAAAAAAGGUUUGCUUAAAAAAUGUCUACGAUACUGUCUCAUAUCGUAACUCUAUGACGACAUUUGAGAGCUUUAAAUUUCAGACUCCUGUCAAUGCUGCAGUGAUUCAGCCACAGGCCCCGGAUGGUACACUUGGAGUUGGCCUUAAGCGAGCCUAUUUUCCACAACAGCAAUCUACUACAGAAGCAACAGCAGAACUGGUCAAAGGCAAAACUCUCAAGGUUGCUGCUGUACCGCCAGUUCUUGUAAUGUCCGAGGGAUCACACCCCCUAUUGGACAAUUCAUCCAAUUCCUCGGAUGGGAAGGGAUGCAGUGAUUUUGUGGAGUUGCCAAAUUCAAAAUGGUGCAAAUCAAGUGACCUUAUGGUCACAAGACAAUCAGCACAACCAUCCUACUUCCAACUGGCCCCAAUGAAUACACAGAAGAUUGACGUUAUGCCAACAGACGAGUGGUUUGAUUUCACUCAGUCCCAAGCCCAGUUCGAGGGAAUGCAAGAGCAGAGUCAAGAUCAAGUGCCCGAGGAGUCGCAAAUUUAUAUGCCCCCAAGAGCUCCUUUGCAAGAGACUCAGCCAAUUUUACAUCCCCAGCAACAACAACAACUUCGAAUUCAACCAACCCAUCAGCAGACGGUUUUUGGAUCGAAAAAGCGCCAUCUCUUUACAGUUCACUCGGGAAAUAGUUAA
This is a messenger RNA of Rodentolepis nana, 930 nucleotides long. NCBI's taxonomy places the organism in Eukaryota, Metazoa, Platyhelminthes, Cestoda, Cyclophyllidea, Hymenolepididae. The record is from the annotation of a GenBank genome assembly.